UCUGGGCUGGCAGAGUAAGGUAUGGCGAGCGUGCACGAACAUUUGCGCAAAUGAGAUGUUUCACCGCCUAUCUCCUUCCGAGACUCACGUGACAGAUCUGCUGCUUAUCUUGAGUCCAAAGCACACUUCUGCUGUUUUCAGUACAAUUUUUUACAGGCAAUGGAUUCAAAUGUUGACCGACAACUGGGCGUCAAGCCCACCUUCGCCCGAAUGGAUUCGCACCAGAACGAGUUUGUAUAUCACAACUUUGAUUGUCCACCUGUGAUUUCAACGGCACUUCACAGUCCAUCACCCAUGAGCCGAACCCGGGGUCUCCACCUGCUCAGCCUUCCCCGCGAAAUUAGAGAUCAUAUCUAUUCCUACCUGCACCAGCCACUGCAGCUAAGAUGGGAACUCAACAAACACAACAUUCACUGCGUAGCGAUCAAAGUGCCUAAGGCUCCAAUCUCAGCUGUGUUUCAAACAUGCACACGUUUGCAUGACGAAUACCGAGAGUCGCGUCUGUUGCGUACAUUUGCUGCAACAAUAACAACAACACGAGCAACGAACCACGAGACUACCGCUUCAACCAAUCUGCAGUGUCAUGCUGUUGAAGGAUCAGUGAUCAUGCACGUCGAGCCAGCACCGAUUGAUCAUGUCGCAAAUCUACUGGCAUCAAUAAGAGAUAUUACCAUAUUGAUGGACAACAAGCGCUCAAUGACCGAAGACUCUACAAUAUGGAACGAAUUGCGAACACUCGAAUCACUGCUAUCUCCCUUUCACCAAACACUGUCCACCAUCCGAAUCGGCAUCCACCAGUGGCAGGACCCCCAUCCACUACAAAUGAACUCCCGGCGCGAAACAAAAGCCUACGCAGACCCGACUCUCAGCACAUCAUCAUUCAUGCCAACGCCAAACACCACAUUCAUGGGCAGACCACUCGUCCAACAAGCAGCUAGCUACCGUCUACAACUCGUCCUUCUCCGACUCCACCCAUCAGAUCAGAAAGACCUACUUGAGCGCUUCCACCGCCACAGGACCGGCGUUUAUGUCUACAGCAAUAAGCCGUCCCUGCGACUUGCCAAGGACGGCUUGUACUGGAAGAAGGAUGAAACUGUGCGAUCGUUUCCGAUGAAUUGUAGUUGGUUCAAUAUGCAGAGAUCGAUGAAUUUGAACCUCAGGGAUCGGUUUGAUGCUUUUGGCGUUACGGAUGCGUGGAUUCAGAGAGAGUAUGGGCCGAAUGCAAGAAAGAUGAUGGAGUGGCGGGAGAAGAGGGGAUCGGAUGCUGUUGAGUGGGAGGCGUGAUUGUUGCUGGUCAGCGAAGUGAGUUUGGGAGUCAUUCAAUUCUAUGCGCAAAGGUAUUUCGUAGAUGUAAUGUUUUUUUUUCACUGUAGACUUUUGUUCGAAUUAGACCAAGCCUGACUAGACAUAGAAUUGUAUCUUGAGGGCUUUGAGCACCAAUUUCUACUUGACAAAUCUUCUCAAAACUACUUCACCUGCACUCAAAACCACCAUUCUACCAGGCCAAGCUGACUGCUUCCAGCUCACUUUUGAGUAUUCCAAAAUCGUAAGCCUCUCAUUGGCAAUCAUCGAUGUCCAGAAGCGUUCGAAUACCUCCGGCCUGUGACUACCAAAUCAUGAAUGCAAGGUAUCAUUCGGCCCCAAACCCUCCCAUUCAGCACCCAAAGAGUAGCGCGUGUCGUUUUUGGCUUCCACAGCGGACCUGUAACCUGCCGCUCAUGUCUCGUCUAAGUUGGGUCUCAUCACCAAUCUUCCUCUUCC
Molecule: messenger RNA, 1761 nt
Organism: Macroventuria anomochaeta
Lineage: Eukaryota; Fungi; Ascomycota; Dothideomycetes; Pleosporales; Didymellaceae
Exons: 1
Coding region: 160-1284 (374 amino acids)
Source: RefSeq, a predicted model, not a curated record